Cryptotermes secundus is the source of this 6499-nucleotide messenger RNA. RefSeq lists its product as uncharacterized. The transcript is spliced from 7 exons. The record is from RefSeq and is a predicted model, not a curated record. NCBI's taxonomy places the organism in Eukaryota, Metazoa, Arthropoda, Insecta, Blattodea, Kalotermitidae. The coding region runs from base 167 to 3190 and encodes 1007 amino acids.
UGGCAGCUCCGAUUUUUUGAAUGGUAGCGUAUUCAUUUCUGUCAAAGACAUUUAAAAUUGUGUUUAGGUUCGUGAAUAAUUGUAAGUAGAAAAGUUUCUUGUUAAUAUUUUGUAACACCGAAUUUGUGCGGCUGUUUGAGGGAGCCAGAAAUUAAUUUGUCACCUAAUGGACAGAGCCAUGGAUGAUGUGGAGUCAUAUUGCAGCAGUGAUGAUGAAGUACUGUAUGGGCCCAUCACAAAGAAAGAAAUUAAAAAGACUUUAGAACUGAGGAGACAGACAAAGAUACACAGACCAGUCUCAGAGUAUGUCACUCAGUUCAUGUGCGGGGAUGGAACUCCAGGCAGCACCUCUGCAGGUAAAGAAGAGACACGACGGAGCCUCACCGUAACUUUGCAACGUCCCAGAUGCAAAGAAAAUCUGACAGAGAUGUGGAAGCACAGAAGUAUCGAGAUUCUGUUGGAUUGUGAUGAGAAUGAUGACAGUGGAGAAGCAGAGACCUUAGCGCCUCCGCCAAGUCCUGAUCUUAGGUAUAGUGGUUCUCCAUAUCCUACCCCCAGCCAUCCUCACCAACGGCUGUGCAGCAGCCUCAGGGGAAUUGCAGAAGAAGAAGGAUGUGGAGGUGGAGUGAAGAUGCAGAGCACCCCAGUGCAUUUGUCUUUCUUGCCCAAGUAUUCAGAUGCAGAGCAGUUUGGAGAAUGGAGUGACAGACACGCCCUCUCAUAUUCCUCUGUGGCAUCAGAUGAAUCAUUGUCAGUAUUGUCAAAACUGAAUGAUGAUUUAUUGGAUGAUAUGUCAAGACUGUCAUUAGUACCAGUGAUGUCUCGCAAAGAGACUCUGAAAACAAGCACCUUUUCAGGUGAGAUGCCGCAAGUGUCAGAUGAGGACACGAAGAUACGAGGUAUACUGAUUGAGAAGAUGGAGCAGCAUGUGGCACAGACCCAGCGAUUGAGAGCCACCAAGAAGCAGACUACCAGCGUCCUUGAAGAUUGCAAGAAGCCAUUAACAUUUGAAGCUGAAAUUGAUGACAUAAUAAUUUUGAAUGAUGUUCAAAAUGACUUUUCACUGAAUGAAGAUAUUCCUACCAACCAAGAAGCAGAAAUAUUGAAUGAUGAUAAUUUGGAAGUCACCUCAAGUGGAUCUGAAUCAAGUGUUGCAAAUUAUCAAGCACUAAAGCCUGACACUCCUGCUACUGGUGACAAGUCAGAAGGCUAUCGGUUUUCAAGAUUGAUUCCUGAAAGAGAAUUUGCUUCACUAGUGAGAGAUCAUGAUGAUAUAUUGUGUCAGAGCAUUUUUCUUGGUGACCCUGAAUUCCGUAAUGAUAGACAAGAAGUUGAUGAGGCAAUCACUGCUGUGGAAUCUCAGACAAGCAAGGUUAGCAUCGCUCAUGACCACGAGCUGAACGAUGCAUCAUUCACGGCUCCUGCUAGACCACCCUCACCAGAAUUUGAUAUUGAAAUGCCAGAACACAAAGCUUUGCUGCCUAGCAGCUCCUCACAUAGUUACGUUGCAGCCGAGUAUUCACUGAUUUCUGAAGCUGAUGACUGUUUGGAAAGAUCUGCAGCGGAUGAUGGUGAGAUGGAAGCGUGUGACAGGAACUGCGCUGCCGUCGGUGCUGAUGAGGAUGGAGGGUUUCUGUCUGUGCUGUCUGAAGCUGCUCUCUAUCAUGCCUCUCUGAAGCACACGGCUGGUCACAGUGUGGGACUAACAGAAAGCACUGCCAUGUGUUCUGAAUGUACUCAGGAUGUAUUGCGCUGUGCAUGUGCGGCUCCUGCCGUUCUGUCCAUAUCCAAGGAAUGUGAUGGCGUGGAAGUGCAUUUGGAGCCUCUUCCCCUGCCUGAAGCUUCUGGUGAGUCUAGAGAGGAGAGACGAGGCCAGGAGGAGUGUCCUGGAAGGGACGUCAGCAAGAUGGGCACUGAUGAUGGUAAUGGUAGUUCAGUGUCUGUUAGUCAAGAGGGCUCUGUGCUUAACAGUAGCUUGUGUUCACAUGUGGGGUCAUGUGGCCGAGAAAUGGAUGCUAGCAGCGAUCUUAAUGACUCUGACAGGAGGAAUAUUGGGGACACGAAGAACUUGGAGUCACAUUCUGAUGAAGAAGGGUUUCAUGAUACUCUAGAAGAGAUGGAGCUCCUGUUGAAGUUUGGGAUGGAGUACAUGAUGAGUAGUAAUGAUGGGGAGUACCUUAGCAUGACAGGCAACCAGUCUCUUAGUCACAGCGUGUCGACUCCAAAGAAGCCACUUGGUGAGAUGUUGGAGUUAGAAGAUUUUGGAGAUGCUAUAGAUCAAGUUGAGAGCUAUUACAGUCCUGCAGAUUGUAUUGGGACCUCCUGCAAGGAUUGCAGUGUUGCUGCUGAGGCAUGCGUCUCAACUGUUUCAGACCAGAAUUCUGUUAAAACUGUGUCAGCAAGUGAGACAGGUGAGAAUGUGUUUCUGAAACCACCAACUACACCUCUGAGGAAGCCCCACUAUAAACUGCAGGCUGUUGUCUCACCAACUCUGAAGAGCAACAAACCAAGUCCUUUCAAAAUUCCAGUAAAGCCAGUGCUUCAUAGCACACCUGUUCAGAAGCUGUUGCCUCCCAGAAGCACCAAGAAGAGCCCAUUGAAGCCAGUUAUGACAAUGUCACCCUGUAGAAGGCCUGUGAACUAUAACAAGAUUGUAAGUCCUGUGGGAGCUUACAUUCACAACACACCGUCCCCAUCACUGCUCGCCACUGUGAAGCCAAAGCCACUUCAUACAGUAACUGCAAAGGGAACAUUGGUGGGCAGAGGUGCCGCUGCAAUAGAAAGACAGGAUCCUCUCUCUGGGAUUCAGAAGACAUCUUUGGAGGUUCCACGCAAACUGGACAGCAAGGGCCGAGAGAAUGUGGACACCAGCAACAUCCGUCCUGUUCUGCCCCUCGUGUCAUACGAGAGUGUGCCAUCAGUGAAACUGGAGGAGCCACAGCAGGAGAGAAUGCCACGUCUGAACGAGAAGAUGAAGAGGCUGGUGGACACUCCGAAACCCCACGUUUUCCGGCAUGAGGGUCGCGUGAAAGUUACGGCCAGUCCUCGCACUCCGAAUGUGAAGGUUACCGGCACAAAGAAGCGUGUCACUGAUUUUGACAGCAGCUGUGUGGCUUCUAGUGAUGCUGAUGGGGAAAUAUCAGUUGUUGUCAGUAAACAGGUUACAAGAACCAACACCCUGGGCGUCUGAUUGUCAUUAUGAAGCUCUGCUUGUGACAUUUAUCUUAGGUUGCAGGUUUUCAUGUGGUUUAUGUAGUUUCGUUAAUCCGGUUUGAUGUUAUGAUUGAGAUGGUAAGACUGAGUAAGCCAUUGUGGGUGAUAUGAUGUAUUUAUGCAACUAAAUUUUGAUCUACCAUAACAUGUCUGGGUUAGGAUCGUGAAAAACACAAUUUUAAUUGAAAAGAAACAGCAAAAUAUUAUUUCUCAUAAAAAUUGUCAGAAACGCUGGAGAGACGUUCUGGCACUCCGGUCCACCAUACUCAAAGCUUAAAUGUGUUUAAACUACUUCAACUUAAUAAUAAAAGUAGGGUGCGAUAUUUGGGAAAAAACAUAAUGAACUAACAGUAGAAUUGGUAAUGUUAGAAGAACUUAUUAGUGGCUGUACUGUGCAGACAGAAGCAGUGUUUCUGUCCACCUCAGUGCCUUCAGAUGACAUACACGUAUGAUGCUACUGUUUUGAGAAUUUAACUUAUAUCAUGGGGAUUCUGUGCUGCGUGUCCCAGUGGAAGUAAGGGAAAAAUGCAUUUUGUUUCAUGGCUUCUGAAGUAUAAGGCUGUUUGCAAAACCAGGUCUCACCCCCCACUGUUCAGUUUGUGCUGGUGCUUUGUUAUACAUUCUGUUGGUGGUUACUCCAGCUGCAGCCUCCUCAGAAGUGGCAGUGUCAUCCUAAAUGGUGUGUAGAAAUACCAGUACAGUCAUACAACACACACCCCCUCCCAGAGCAAAGGACUUAGUUUAUUCUGAGCUUUAUUGGCUGUAUGUCACUUCUGUAGCUGCACAAUUGGCGGCUUCUCAGGAAGGGCUCAGCUUUGGGAGUGAGUGAUGUCAGUUCAGUGCAGUGGCAUAUGUGUACAUUCCAUCUGGCUGAGCAUUGCAUAUUCUCAAUAAUACCAUUUGCCCUUGAGUUAAAAUAUGACCACCUGCUCUGUAGAAUAUUUAAAAUCCCAUGUGCUUGAACAAUAGACUGUUACUUUAACAUUUUGAUUUUAACUAUAGCCACUAGUCCUGUAUAUCUGGAAGAUUUAAAAUCUCCUACUGUCAGAUAAUAAACUGUUGUCCUCCAAUUUUUAAAUUUAAGUAACAGCCACGUCCUGUAGAUCUGAAAGAUUUAAAAUUUUGUAUUAUCAGACAAUAAACUGUUGUCCUCAAAUUUUUAAAUUUAAAUAACAGCCACUAGUCCUGUAGAUCUGAAAGAUUUAAAAUUUUGUAUUAUCAGACAAUAAACUGUUGUCCUCAAAUUUUUAAAUUUAAAUAACAGCCACUAGUCCUGUAGAUCUGAAAGAUUUAAAAUUUUGUAUUAUCAGACAAUAAAGUGUUGUCCUCAGAUUUUUAAAUUUAAAUAUGGGUACUAGCCCUGUCGUUCUGAGAGAUAUAAGAUCCUUUAUUCUGAGACAGAAGACUUACCCUUAAAUUUUUAAAUUUGUAUGUAGAUUUGGAAGAUUUUAAAUCUGUGUCGCUGGACAAUAAAUAUUGGUGUAUCUCAUGAAAUUCGUUUUUGUUUUGUGUGAGCUAUGUUGUGCACAUCUUAUCGUAACUUUUCUUUCUUAGAUAAAUUCUCUGCUUCUUUGGAUGUACACUUAGUUUUUUCAUGAUCUGUUUGAAACUGCUGUUCCUUGUCCACUGAGUGGUUAUGUUGUCACCCAUAAUGAAAUUGUGUUGAAAUAAGCUGCCUGUUUAAUAUACAUAUUUUGUUUUCUGUUACUUUCUUGAAGAUUUCAAGUUUGAAUGAGAAGACAUGUAUUAUAUCUCACUGUAGUUCUUUCAAUAAAUACCAGUGAUGUCCAUAAUUUCUGGGACAGGUGCUGCCAUCUGGUCAAAAACUAACUUCGGGCAUACUGGCUACCAUCGUCACAAACUUUUAGAUUUUAUAGGGGUUUAGAGCUUGGAUGAAAGGUUAUGAGGCUCUUUUCUUCCAGAUGCUACUGCUGCUCUGAUGCUUCUGUCACGUGAUCUGGCAGCUUCCCUGUGCAAGCACAUUCGAGCCUGUCAUGUACUCGUAGUUUACAAAUAUUAAGCUUAGUUAUACUGUUAACAGUUUGAAGGCAUCACCUGACUAGCAUGCAAGAGUGGUCUAAAGGUUUUUGCUCAGUAGUUAUUUGUGCUACAAAUGGGAUUUGUUUGUACAAAAAUUUGUCUCAGUUCAUUUUUUGGUGUGAAAGGAAAAUCAUAUGAAAUCGUGUUGAAGCAACAUUAAUGAAAUUUAAAUUGUGUAAGUUAGUGUAAGCAUGUAUACUGUCAAGCCCAUGAGCAUGGCAGUUAAAAGGCAGGAGAAGUUCUGAGCUUGUGGCCCAUGUUUUCAAAACCAAAUAGUUUUGUGUGCUGAAACAGAAAUUCAGCAGAUUGGGAUGAGCCUCAGAGGCUGCCCCAAACAAAGGACAUCUGCAUUGUGUGUUCUCAGACCGAAUGUAUUUAUUGAGUGGAGUGUGUGUGUAUGAGUCUUAUGACUUAGUGUGUUCUUGUUUUAUGAAAAAAACUUAAAAUUCAUCUAAGUUAUUAAAAAGAAGAAGUAUUAUAUAAAAUUUGGACAACUGUGUGGUUAUAAAAUUUCACUCUGUUCUUCUGAGUUUUACAUGAAAGUAGGAAAAUAUGCAUUUCGGUAUAUAUGGGAGAAGGGGGAGAUCAGUGUUGAGUCUCCGGUGACAGGCAUGCUUGUGGAAAGCUUUUGAUUGCUGACUAAGAAAUUUAGAACUUUUGCAGCAGUACUGCCAACAUGUUUGCCUACACAUAGAAAUGGGGCUUAACAAACCCACUUAUCUGCUUGCCCAGUACAAGUGAAGUGAUCAAGCCUGAUGAAUGGAAGAAUCUUGGAAUUCGUUCAUUAAUAUUCACUCAUAUUCUUGUUUCUUUUUUUUUUAUUUAUUUAUUUAUUUUAUUUUUUUUUAUUUCUUCACAUAUUUUAAACAGUAAAGUUGUACACUGAAUGUUAUAUACGUGUUAUGUAUCCUAAACGUUUGAGGAAUAUAUAAUUUUCAGAAGCCUGGAGUCCACAGUCACUCAUGGAUUGGAUGGUACAGGUGCUGGAUGCAUGCCUUCCAUAAGCUGCAUAUGGCUCAGAAGCCACAGUUUCAACACAUGUUAUGUAAUAUAAGGGACAGUAUUUGUGGACCCCUGUCUGAGUGUUCUAGAAAUGUCUUUGUUUUGUGGUUUAUUGGAUUUUGUUGCCAUUCACUGGUAUAAUAUACAGUUUCUUGAGUUUGGUGUUUAGUUUCUGUGUGUCAGAUACAGUUCAAAUUUUACUUGUUGGUGUGCCCUGAAAAAUAAAUGUAAUGUUGUACCUUGA